Messenger RNA from Penicillium samsonianum, 474 nucleotides. RefSeq names its product proteasome assembly chaperone 4 family protein. Lineage: Eukaryota; Fungi; Ascomycota; Eurotiomycetes; Eurotiales; Aspergillaceae. The transcript is spliced from 2 exons. The coding region runs from base 1 to 474 and encodes 157 amino acids. Gene Ontology annotation, biological process: proteasome assembly. The record is from RefSeq and is a predicted model, not a curated record.
AUGGCGACCGAAGCCCCACCAGCCGUUCCUUUCGCGGAGCUAGUCACUCCCAGCGUCAAGCCUCAAGAGAUCUCGUUCACCUUGCCCAAAGCUUUGCAUACAACAGCACAUGUUCACUUGAACUUCUUGGGCCAUUGUGCCAUGGUAUUUCUGGCUACCUCAUCGCCAGGCGAUUCGGGCGGCUCUAUCAAACCCAUGGGAAGUUUCGUCUAUGCAAUGCCUGAUCGCACUUCAUCCAAGUCGACAAUAUCAACAACACUCUACACAUCACCAUCUAGCAUUGAAUACACAGCCCGCAUAGCCAAGAUCCUGGCUCGAAGAUUUUCCAUCCCGGUCUAUGUUGGCUGCAGUAUUGACCCACAUGGCAUGGGGUUGGAAGUCGCAGAGGAAAUGGAAGGGCUGACCAAGAUCAUCAACGUGAUCAUGGAGAAAUGGGAAGAGCACAAGCAGGACAGGGCUGGAAAUGCUAAAUAA